AUGGCCCUAGCACAGAGGCUCUCUCGCCGGGGACAGUCCAUCCUAGACACCUGCAAGGUGGGAAACAAGACCGACGACGGCCAGCACGAGGAGUCCGGGCAGUUUGGGCGAUGGUCGAACAGAGAUCUUGAUCCCUCGCCUCCGGCCCAGCGGACGUGGUCGGCCUUGUCGUUUUUUGCUUUCCAGUUCAGCAUCGCGUUCUCGCCUACGACAUAUAACGCCGGCGCGAGUUUCGGUAUCUACGGAUCUCUCGUGUUUGUCUUCAUCCGCGGAGUCGUGGCAAUCUUAUACAUGAGCAUCCAGACCCUUUACGCCAGUAAUUUCGUAGCCGUAAUGCUACGCUGCAUGUUCGGACAUAAAUGGACAGACAUUCCCAACCAUCUCCCGGCAAACGCAGGCAUCACAUCUGCUAAUCUGCUGGCAUUUGGCAUCUUGUGGAUAAUCCAAUUCCCGUUUGCGUUCAUUCAUCCGAGCAAAAUGACACUUGUGUUCAAAAUCAAGUCUGUCAUUGCUCCGAUUGGCUUGAUAGUCACCAUGAUCUGGGCUCUUGCGUCCAGCCACGGAGCCGACUUCAACGGUCUCAGCACAAAAACCGCAACGGGGGCAGCCUUGGGCUGGUCGUUUAUGAAAGCCAUCAACACGAUUGUCUCCAACGUCAUCCCUCCACUGGUCAACAUCUCUGACCUGGCUCGAUACGUCAACAAGCCCAGGGAUACCCUGCCCAUGCCCAUUGGCCUGGUGGUGAGCAAGCCACUAGUCGUGAUCAUCGGCAUGGUCGUUACUGCGGCGGGUUAUAAACAGUUUGGCGAGGCAUAUUGGAAUCUGUGGGACUUUUACUCGAGUAUUCUGGAUAACUACUGGACCCCCGGGGCCAGAACGCUGGUUUUUCUCGGGGCUGGGAUUCAGGCAUUUGCAACAUUCGCCACAAACUUUUCUAGCAAUUCGAUCCCCGUAGGCUGCGACCUGACAGGCCUGUUCCCACGGUAUUUCACCAUCGUUCGCGGCCAGGUACUCUGCUUCAUCCUGGCCUGGGUGUGCGUUCCCUGGAAACUGACAUACUCUGCAUCCUCCUUUAUUACAUUCCUGGGCUCAUAUCUGUGCUUCAUCUGCCCAAUUGUCUCCUGCAUGAUCGUCGAUUACUGGCUCAUCCGCAAAGGCAACGUUCACGUCCCAUCACUCUACAAAGCCCAACCGGGGGCCAUAUACUAUUACACCGCGGGCUUCAACCUCCGCGCCUUCGCCGCCUGGGCCAUUUCCAUCGCCCUCGUCAUUCCCGGUGUCUCUGGUGCCCUGAACCCAGGCUCCAUCGGCAUCGCUGCCGUGCGGAUGUACAACAUGGGCUUCUUGCUUUCCACCAUAGUCGCGGGUCUGAUAUACUACGUCUCCUGUCGCAUAUGGCCGGUGCCCAUAUAUCCACCCGAGUUGGCUAAGGAUGAUUAUUCGUGGGAGGCGAUGCGGUAUACGGAGGGAUUCUUCCCUGAGGAUGAGGUUAUCCCUGAGUAUCUGCGUGAGAAGGUGCUUGAUGGGAUGCAGAUUCAUACUUUUGUUGAUGUGAAGGAGACGGCGUCUUCUCAGGCUGGGGAUGAGAAGACGAGUGUCUAG
Messenger RNA from Talaromyces atroroseus, 1602 nucleotides. RefSeq lists its product as hypothetical. Lineage: Eukaryota; Fungi; Ascomycota; Eurotiomycetes; Eurotiales; Trichocomaceae. The record is from RefSeq and is a predicted model, not a curated record. Gene Ontology annotation, molecular function: nucleobase transmembrane transporter activity. The coding region runs from base 1 to 1602 and encodes 533 amino acids. Gene Ontology annotation, biological process: nucleobase transport; transmembrane transport. Gene Ontology annotation, cellular component: plasma membrane. The transcript is spliced from 9 exons.